Molecule: messenger RNA, 2182 nt
Organism: Photinus pyralis (common eastern firefly)
Lineage: Eukaryota; Metazoa; Arthropoda; Insecta; Coleoptera; Lampyridae
Product: pyrokinin-1 receptor-like
Exons: 4
Coding region: 251-1942 (563 amino acids)
Biological process (GO): neuropeptide signaling pathway
Cellular component (GO): plasma membrane
Molecular function (GO): neuropeptide receptor activity
Source: RefSeq, a predicted model, not a curated record
GAAAUUUCGAGAUUUCUCAAAUAUAACGAGAGAAGGUUGCUACUUGCUGCAGUCCCUAUAUAGCUAAUGGUGGAUUUAACAGUCUAUAAUAAUUCUAAUCCGGUUUCAGAUGUGUAAGCUUUAUUUGGCAAGAAUGAGUGUAAACGUGUCGUAUCCAGAAAACGGUUGCAAGUACACGUGUCCCAUUAGAAAAUACACCAAAACUCUUAACAGGACGUAAACUGAAGUUUCCAUAGUCUAUCGUUUAGGAAUGACUUUCUGGAACACAAGCAUCACCAUUCUAAAUGACACGAUUACGAACUCCACCUUAUACACUACUGAAAUCACAAAUGUGACCGGUGGAGAAAGCUUACUUUAUCCUGUAUCUUUAGUGAUACCAAUAACUGUAAUUUAUGUUGUAAUAUUUUUUACGGGCAUAAUUGGAAACGUGAGUACAUGUAUCGUCAUAGCGCGAAGCAAGUCGUUACAUACCGCAACGAACUAUUACUUAUUUAGUUUGGCAAUUUCCGACCUUCUCCUGCUAGUUUCAGGACUGCCUCCAGAAAUGUACAGACUAUGGUCGCCAGAAACGUAUGUGUUCGGAGGAGCGUUCUGUAUACUUCAGGGAUUCGCUGCAGAAACCUCGGCGAACGCGACAGUAUUAACAAUAACCGCAUUUACGGUAGAGCGAUAUCUGGCUAUAUGCCAUCCGUUUCUAUCCCAUACAAUGUCUAAGUUAUCUAGAGCAAUCAAAUAUGUAAUUGCAAUUUGGGUAAUUGCAUUGUGCCUUGCUGCCCCUCAAGCAAUGCAAUUCGGAGUGGAAUAUGACAAGUCUGAUGAUGGAGUUGAACGUAGCAGAUGCACGGUGGUCUCAACCGAGUUUUACUUUCAACAUGCGUUUGAAAUAUCGACGUUUGUGUUUUUUGUCGGACCAAUGACUUUAAUAACAGUUUUGUACAUUUUAAUCGGUAUUAAGUUACGUAACGCAAGAACGUUGUCGAUACAAAGGAGUGAAACGUCGUGUAAUGGUAAUGGUCACGCUUCAGUUAUUCCAAGAGUACCUCGAAACACCGCUGCGCAGCAACGGGUCAUUAAGAUGUUGGUUGCUGUUGUGGUCGCAUUUUUUAUCUGCUGGGCACCUUUCCACGCUCAGCGGCUUCUCGCCGUUUAUUUAACGUCAGCAACGCCCGAAGAUCAAGCGACUUUCAUUAAACUGUACAUUGUCCUAAUGUAUACUUCGGGAGUGCUUUAUUUUGUUUCUACUACUGUCAAUCCAGUCUUAUAUCACAUAAUGUCAAAGAAAUUUAGAGAAGCUUUUAAGGCUACAUUUUCACAACUAUGUGGUUCAAGAUCGAGUCGAAGGUUUGAUAGACAUACCUACUCUUCAUUAUUACGUCAACAACAAUCCAUUAAGCAUUUCAGAAAUGCAUCUCCUGAUGCCGAGAACGACUCACCUAAUUUACCGAAUUUCCAUUGUAGAGGUAGAAUUGACUUACAUAAUCGAAACGUGCCGUUGGAGCAGGCCGACCAUCUUUGCGCACCCAACGAACUGACUUUAAGCAGGCCGUGUCACCCCACCUUUCGACCGCGGGUCGCUUCUGACACAAGUCAGGUGACCGUGUUGAGCAACUUAAGUAGAAAAUCGACGGUAAAUGAACGUAAAGCCGAAAGAAUAUUAAUGCAACGAAGUGUUAGUACUGUACACAAACCGCACUUCAUGAAGAACUCAUCCAUCCAGUACCGACGAAAUCAGAAACGAAACAUUUUGACGUAUGGAAUGUUUAGAUUAUUUUCAAAGGAAAAGAGAAGAGAAUGUAGUUCCUUUCUCAGGCAGGGAAGUGUAAUGAGUACGCGUACAACGAACACGAUUAGCAAUUCUAGUUUACAGGAUAUGGACGAGAACGAAUUUAACGCUUCCGACUUGAGUAACUAUAUGGAAGAAAUUAACAAGGAGUUGACAUAGCGUCAUUCUGGAGUUUACUUACACACUAUUGAUGAAUAAUGUCUUGUGUUUGGUAUUUGAGGCACAUAAAUAUGUAUUUACAAUUCAUUUAAUAGUUUAACGCUCCAUUUUGUUCACUUUGUUUAAUUCCUUAGAUAUAUGCAUUUAGGUAUAGGUUAUUAUUUGAACCGGACCACGUUUUAAGUCGAGUAUAGCGUUUGAAUAUUUAAAAUUCCUAAAUAAAUCUUACGUUAGAUUUUU